AUGGUUUCAUCUUCAGACACAGGAGUAUCAGACACAGUAGACCCCAUGGCAGUUGUGUCAGAUGACGAGAUACCAUCAGAGGGGGACGUAUACACCUCAGACACCACGAGUACAGAUGACGACGAUUUUAUGCCCUUCGCGCUGCCAGACAUCGGAGUUGAGCCUGCUGAUGGCAUUCUUGUUGGGGAUUUACCUCUUGCGGUGAUCCCUGCUCCCGUUCCGCUUACUGCUUUCCCCAUGGUGGAUGUGCCACUCGAUGUCGUAUCUGAUGACGACAUUGAUCUGUUCGAGGAAGGUCCGCCUGAGGACGACUAUGAGGGCGGGGCCCCGAUUAAUGCUGAUGCAAUUUUUCCUAUUGCUAAGGCCCCUGUAGAGGAGCUUCCUGUUGGUUCACCUGUCCCAGACUCAUUGGAGUCUGUGGCAUCUGCGUCUCUGCACGACCAGGGAGUGCAGCAUCACUCUUCUGACGCCGACCCCGACAUGGCGAUGUCAGCUGCACCCGGUCCAUCACACGAGUUCGAGUUCGACCACGAGAUCAAUGAUGAUUUUGAUCCAGUCUUUCCCCCUAACUUCGAUCCUGACCAUGAUAUCGAGUUUAUUCACAUGGACCAGCCCUUAGAGGCGCCCGUAGCUCCUAUUGAUCCUUUGUUUGACAUUCCUGCUGAUUUUGAUAUGGAUCUUGUUGACCCCGAGCCCGUCAUGGCCCCAGAGCCUGUUGUUGACCAUGACCCUGUUCUUGAUGAGGUCCCAGCCGAUGCACCGCCUGAUAUGGGUGCACCAUCCAUUGCACCUCUUGAUGAUAUACCCAUUGCUGAUCUUCCCGUUGUUGCUCCACCAUUGGUGGAUGAUCCUGUUGUUGAUGCACCGUUACCUGAUCCCUUGCCGGUAUUGUUUGACCGUGCACCUUUUGCUGCUCACAUAGACCCUCGCUACGCCGACACCCGCAACGGGUGGAUCGAUGAUGAUGACGAUUACCCACCGUUUGUGCUACCUGUUACUCCUCCAGUAGCACCUGUUUCUGCACCCACUGAUAUCCCAUUGUCUCCCCAACACACCACGGAUGUUCAUCACACUGAUCUUCCCAUUACGUUCCUCCAGGACAUACCGCCACCUCGUCCUUGA
Messenger RNA from Helianthus annuus (common sunflower), 1122 nucleotides. RefSeq lists its product as uncharacterized. The record is from RefSeq and is a predicted model, not a curated record. The transcript has a single exon. NCBI's taxonomy places the organism in Eukaryota, Viridiplantae, Streptophyta, Magnoliopsida, Asterales, Asteraceae. Bases 1 to 1122 code for a protein of 373 amino acids.